GGGCUUGUAAAACAAUGCUGUGUUUCAUUGCUGAGGAGCACGUCAGGGGUUUUCUCUCCCCCCGAGUUAUUCCUCCAGUUUACCUUCGGACCAGCCUGUAAUGGACUACUCCAGUUUUUACAGCAGCCUGGAUACAUUUUGAGAAAGGUCAGCAGUAUGGCUGAGAAGGAGUCCGAAUCGCCUGGGAAACUAAAGACACUAUUAUAGCCAGAAUUGGCUUUUUUCCCCGGGAUCUAUUAGAACGGACGCAUUUUUCUGUAACAGCUUUCCCAUUUGUGGAUAAUGGAUGGCAGAGAUUUUGGUCCUCCUCGAUCCGUCCACGUACCCCCGCCGCUGUUGGCGGGGCUCGCCAUGGAGUCUCACCGAAUCAGAGCAGCGGCGGCGGCCGGUAGGAUCCCUCACUCGCCCGGGCACCUGGGCGCGAGCCACCCGCCGCCUCUCCACUCUGGGAAAUUUCUGUCAUCGGCCAUUAACCUACACCCACACCACAGUGAUGCCUUCCCAGCAGGCUCCAGUCCCUUCCUGUCAGGUUAUUCAGGUCCCUCCUCAUUGACCUCUGACCCCACGUACAGGUCGGCCAAUCCCAGCAGUCUGCAGAUGGCUCAGCUCUGGGCGUCACACGCUCAUGAAGGCUACCCUCCUCUCCCAAGCAGCAUGUACUCCAGUCCCUACCUGUCCCUGGGCCGCCUGGAGACCUCCUCGCUCUCCCAACAUCCUCUCUAUGAUCCUCACAAAGAUGGAUACUUCCUGUCAUCCUCAUUGAGCCAGUCACCUCUGCACCUUCCGUCUGCGUCAUCGACAACUCCGUCCAGCUCCACGCCUCCCCAGAGGAUAUCCCGAGACGGGGGCAGGGACAGGACUUAUAGGGCAGAGAGGGAGCGGGACAAGGAGAGAGAGCGGCUACGCGAAGAGACCCGGCCGCACAGCGUGGUGGAUCUGACGCAGGAGGGACGAAGUGAGGAUGACCGCAAAGCAAACAGAGAUCGGGAUCAGGACAAAGACAAGGACCAUGACUCCGACAGAGACAGGGAUGGCUGGUCCUUCCAUCCUCACCAGCAAAAGUCACACUCCCACCCUUCCACAGUGGAGUCCAGAUCCAGACUGUCGCCUCCACAGCCCUCGUUCCCUCCUAGAGGGGGUGAAGGCGAGGGCAGGUUCCUUGGAUCGGAGAAAGACAGAAGGGGUCGGGAAGAGGAAGGCGGUUCUCGAUCCAACCACAGCCAGAACUCUAACUCCAAUAACUCCAACUCUCAUUCAGAGCGACAACGAAGGAACGAGUCUGUGGCCACGUCAGCUGGGACCCUGCACAUCUCUUAUGUCCUCCCCCCUCCUCUACAGCAGUCCAGCGCUGGUCUUCCCAACCUCGCCACACCCAGAGACCCUGUCAGAGAGCAGCGAGUCAGUGCGCCCACAUAUGUGCCUUCUGUGGAGGUUUACGAUGAGCGAGUAGGGCCCAUCCAGAUCGCCUCUCAGGCCCGUGACAAUAAACACAGAGACAGAGAAAGGGAUAGAGACAGAGAGCCUGAACGAGACAGGGAGAGGGAGAGCUACAGGUUUCAUGAGAAAAGCCUCAUGGAGCAUCCACAGCUCUCUCAGUCAAGCGAAAUGAACAAUCAAAGAGAGGAAGGUUCUGUAAUUUUUUCCAAUGGUUCUCUUGGUAAACGAAGUCAGGAUGCAUCUUUCUCCUCAAGCCAAUCACGCUUCAGCCCCGAAACCAGGGACCUCUCUAAACACUCACUCAGAGUUGGCGUUGACCGGAUCGGGGCAGAGUCUAAGUGGAACGCCAUGAGCCCGUUAGCCAAUUACUCCACGAAUCACAUGGCUGCUCUGGCAGCUCAUCAUGGACACAAUCACUCCACUUCUCAAAGCCAGCCCUCACAAACACAGAAGUCCAGUUCCCCUCACACAUCACAUCAACCUAACAGCUCGCAGUCCUCCCACAGUCACUCCCCACAAACACAUGGACACGGGCGUGCAGCUGAGGAGGGGAGUCAGAGGCGCUACCUGGACCAGUCGGGGCUCUAUCACCCUGCGGCGUCACUGGUAGGAGCAUCCAGUGGUGGAGAACAUCCAGACUCAACUGAGGUUUCGGCCAUGCAGAGUUUGAUUAAAUACAGCGGGAACUUUGCUGCUGAAGGGCCCGCCUCUUCCAGGCACAUCAUCGAUGGGCGAGAGCCUUUUGGCGGUCUGGGUAACCUCAGGAUGGGUCCCGAAAGAGAGCGGGAAAGAGGGAGGGAUCGAGACAAGGAACGGGUUGCAGGAGCAAUGAGGGUCCCUCCUCAGUUGAAGAGGGAACAAGAGCGGCCGGAUAGCGCCCGCUCCUUCGGGAGAGAGGGGGAGGGCGAGGUUCGCCAUCCUCCUGUCGGGAUUGCUGUUGCCGUUGCCCGGCAGAGAGACAGUGGGAGCACCAGUAAACAGACCAGCGGAAGCUCAGACACACAAAGACCCCUGCUGCAAACUUCUGUUAAGGAUGAGGAUCGAAGGGAAGACCGUGCUCGCCAUCAUGAUGACCGUCUGCUGGCUGGCCGGCUGGAGCGUAAGCAAGAGAAAGUCAUCAGAGAGUCCAAGAAUCUGCCCGAGUUCACUCAGAUGUACCCCACCCCUCUGUCUAGCGGCUUGACACCUAAUAUGAUGACGCCCAGCCUCAUGACCCCUAACCUCAUGGUCACAGGAGGGGCUGCUCUCGAAGGGGCAGGUCGGUGGCCUCCCAACCACUCAACCCUGACCUCUCACCCUUGGAUGUCCCGGCCUGGAGCCCCACCAGUCUGGGUCUCCAGCUCUCCGUACGGCCUGGGUCCCUCGCCUCUCCACCAGACCCUCCCCCCAGGCUACCCACCCUCUCUGCCGGGCUCCAUACCCCCUCCCUACCAGUUUGCCAGGGACCCGCAGUCUGGACAGCUGAUCGUCAUCCCUACUGAACACCUGCCACAUUACGGAGGCGAUGUACUGGAGCGUGGAGCCCCGGUGUGGUCGAGUGUGUACGGCACGGGCAGCUCUCUGCAGCAUGCGGCCCAGCUGCAGCUCCUCUCUCAGCACCAGAUCCUCCGGCAGCAGGAGCUGUUCAUGAUCCAGCAGCACGCAGCGCAGGUCCUGGAGCUUCAGAGGAAUGCACAUAUCGUUGAGCGCCUGAAGGCUAGUGAGCACCGGUCAGAGAUUGAAGACAAAGUAGACAAGCGGAACCCCGACCCAAAAACCAGACCCUCUUCCAUAUCUUCCCCAUUGUCCUCACCUGUGCUGCAUCCUCGCAAACCUCCCCCUCCCUCUCGAUCUCCUACUCCAUCCACAUCCUCCCUCACCCCUCUGCCUCUGACCCCCUCUCCGGUGACCACCCUGAAGUCGGAGGAGGGAGGGCACAGGGUCCUGUCUCACGCACCGAAGCUCCUGCCGCACCCGACAUCUCCACGCUCGGCCUCUCCGCCCCCGUCCUCACCACAACGGCCGAAACAGGAGGUGGAGGUGGGAGUGAGGAAAAAGUCAGCCACUACACCGUUUCAAGGCAUCUACUCUGAUCUGCCUCCAGGUUACCCUUACCAAUCCAUCACUGCUCCGUAUGGCUCAUUUCCCCCUUUGCACAUCCCAGCAUCAACAGCUGAAAACUCAGAAGCACAUCAAUCCUGUUCUCCCGCUCCCGCUGCUCCUUUAACUCCAACUCACCACCAUUCAAGGCUUUUGAAUGCAGAAAUUAAGCCCCAGACUCCGGAGCCACCGAAGGCAGGGUCUUUUCUUAAAUGGGUACCCUGUGAGGAGGACCCUCAACCUGACCUGAUACCAGAGGCCCUUGGUUCCCUUCAGCUGAGCCGCAGCACUGACAAACAUGACGAGGUAGAUGGAGAAGACUCAAAAACCGCCUAUCUUCCAGCUCCACAAGGUGAGAGCCUGCCGGAAGUGGGGAAGGAAGAGAAAAACGAGAGUGUGAUUAAAAUGGAAGCAUCAUCUAACUCAUACCAGGCCAUUAAGGCCCUGUCCCCUAUACCUGCAGAAGAUGAGCCUAAACCAGAAUGUAUCAAGGAAGCAGAGCUAGCACCACUUCACCCAUCCAUCUCUGCAGUUUCAGACAACCAGGAAAUGCCUCAGAUGUGUGUGUCACCAGAGCAGACAACUGCGUGUGAAGAGGAGCAGUCUGACGCUCUAUCAGAUUCCUUCCCACCCUCUCUGGAAGAAAGUAUCUGUGAGCCUCCUGCCCUAAACUCCCCCUUCCCUCUUAUCAGCUCAGACGAUCCUAUGGGGGGGAUGCUCGCCUUGCUAACAGCCAGUGAAAUGGCCCAAGUCCGGCCCAGAACUCCGCCCACCCCAACACUUGAAUCCCAGGUGGAGAAUCCUUCCGUUGCUUCAGACUGCAGCAGCGCAGCAGCUCUGGAGAUGGUGGCUCUGGAGGGAAUGGCCCUCCUCAGUCAAAUGACUCAAAAUGAGACGGAGCUUAUUUUCCAGGCUCAAGAUCUGACACUAGAUGGUCUGGACUGUCUUCUUGAAGCAAGCAGACAGAUUUUACUGGAGGCUAUAGAGAAGCAGUCCCACAUCGAUCUGCCAAGAACUCUGCACUCCGACAAGAAGUACAGCUGGAGGCAGAGGAAGGAAGACCCACUGUACAGUAAAAUGUCUGUGGACAUGUUGGAUGCCGUGGAGGUGGAAUACCGUGUUCACCUGGCCGAGCUGCAGAAGACUUAUAAGGAGAAGCAGAGAGAGCUCAGCAAACUGCAGCGACGCAGGGACAAAAGAGAGAGGCAGCAGCAGGAGGACGAGAGGAGUAGUCUGACCAGACGUGGCAGAGGAAGACCCAGGAAAAGGAAACAUUUGCCUACACCUACCAAACUGGACAGCAGGCCUGGAAAGGUGGGUCGGACAGUGCACUACUCGGAGGACUCUGAAGCCGGAGAAGCACAGAGAAAGAGGUUCCAUUGGUCCAGAGAUGAAGAGGACACAGAAACUGGAACUGGAGCGGUGAAGAAGAAGAAGAAAAAGAAGAAAAGCUGGAAUGACCAGGAGCCGUCCAGCACUCUCGUUCUAGAGGCCUUGAAGGUGAAACGCGGCCACAUGUGCGAGCAAGAGCAGCUGGCCUCGGACCUCGACAGAGCGCUCUCGCUCUCACAACUCGGCUCCCUCGGCACCUCUUGCAAGCUCACCUCCAGCUCCAAGUUAGAGAAGUCAAAGGGCCGAUCUUCUGAAAGCGGGCUGAAGGAGCGAGGCGAUCACUCCUCAGUCAAAGCUGGGAAACUAAAGCUGGCUGCCAAGGCUUCGGCUGCAGAGACUGUCCGAAAGGUGCAAGGUCAGAAGAAGACAAUGUUCUCGUCGAUGAGAUCUGAGCUCAGCAGUUGCUCGAACAAUUCAGAUUCAGAGGAGCAUGUUUCUUCUCGAGGGGGCUGGCCUCCUCACUCGGGGAUGCGUCCCCACGACAGCUCAACCAGGAAGAGGUGUUCCACAUCGCCGACCUCCCUGCUGCCCAGUCAGAAAUCUUCGAGGAAGAAACACAAGCACUUAUCCCUGCUGCUGGAGGAGGCGGGCCUCAGCUCCUCUGACGACUCCUUUGACCAAGAGACUUCUGAAGAUGAGUGUGAUUCUGAUGGUGAUGACGAUGACGGCGCCAGCUGUGAGGAGAGUGGGCUGGGUCUCCUGGCCAGGUUCGCGGCCAGCGCCCUCCCAGUCAGCCCGCCCCCAAUGAGCCUCUUCCAUGACGGCAAACACUGCAGCGGCAGACAGAGCACUCUGGGUUCACCAGAGUGUGAGUGGUCCGAGUCUGGUUCAGACUUGAGGCAGAGGAAGUUCCCUUCCCUUCUGCAUGGGAGGUGCUCAGCCCCUGAGCUCCCCCUCCUGCCGCCAGCCACCCGACGAGGCGAUCAGCCCAGCCCCACCAAGCGAGGUGAAGCGCUGCCGGUCAACCGAAAGCCUCUAACAAAAGCCCGCCCUUCGCCUCGAUCACCACGGAGAUUCAGCUUCGACCUCUCCACCGGGAUCGGAGGCUUCAGCGAGGACGAGGGAUGGAACCGACGACGCAGCGAGAGGAUCUUCCUCCACGACGCUACCACCACGGCCAGUCAGAUGUCUGUGUCCACCUCUUCCUCCACUAGCCAGAGCUCCACAUCCUCCGUCUCAGCGCCACCUCUCAACCCGAAGCCUUCCUUUAAACCAAAAACCACUCCAGGAAUCCGAGAGGGGAAAGAUGUGAUAAAAAAAAAGAAGCAGAAGGACUCUUCUAUGCCGGUCAGCCCAACCACUUUGUGCAGUCCAGUCUCUGAUGGAGCGGCACCUCUGAGCCCGGCACACAAGAGCCAAUCCAAAGGCAAAAGCAAAGCACGAGAGCCGUCCAGGGGCGCUGUGAGCCGACUGAUGGAGAGCAUGGCAGCGGAUGAAGACUUUGAGCCAAACCAGGACAGCAGCUUUAGUGAAGAUGAGCUUCUCCCACCACGAAACAGCAGCGUGUCGGAGAAAUCCUCCACACCUGCUCCCGUGCAGUGCGUGUUGGAUAAGGACUCUCUGGUGGACGGACUCAGGGUUUUGAUCCCGAUGGAUGACCAGCUUCUCUAUGCAGGACACGUGAACACUGUACACUCCCCUGACAUAUACAGCGUGGUGGUGGAGGGCGAGAGAGGGAACCGACCUCACAUCUACUGCUUGGAACAACUGCUCCAGGAAGCUAUAAUCGAUGUGAAGCCUCCAUCCGUGCGUUAUCUGCCAGAGGGCACCCGGAUCGCCGCCUACUGGAGCCAGCAGUACCGCUGCCUCUACCCGGGAACUGUUGUCAACGGAAGCUCAGACAUUGACGAGAAUGGCGAUCUAAUCACGGUGGAGUUUGACGAUGGGGACACAGGACGCAUCCCGCUCUCCCACAUCCGGCUGCUGCCACCGGACUACAAGAUCCACUGCGCAGAACCGUCCCCUGCGCUGCUUGUGGCCGGGCCCUCCAGGAGGAGGGUGCGCAAAUGCAGCAAGGAGGCAGGAGCAAAGCCUGAGGAGACCACACCCAGGAUCAAAGGGAAACCGGGUCGCAAGCCAAAACCCAAACCUGAAACCUCCAUAAAUCAAGAGGGUCGGGAGAAAGCUGAUCUUCUACCUUCCUCCACCCAGUCCGCUGAGAGACCCCAAGACCCAGCAAAACCUGCCCAGGACAGGACCUCCUCUGUCCAGAAAACCACUCAGGAAAAGCCUCGCCCUGCGUCCCGACCAACAAUGGGCACGCAGGGCAAAUCCGACCGGAAGAACUCUGGUGCUUCCCCCACAAGCAGCCCCACACUUCCCAGUCCUGUGUCCCGAAAGAGCAGCUCGGCCCAGUCUCCUGUUUCUAUACCAUCCCGAGCCCUCCCUUCCUCUCUCUAUCCCUCCACUUAUGGAAAGGUUCUGACUGUGAAUCUGUACAGCGAGCCCAACCUUUGCUCCUACAACAGUCAAAGCAGGGACAGGGAGAGUAGCAGCAGCUCCAUCAGUCCCACCACCAGCAGGCCUGUUUCAAGGCCUGCAAUGACUGUUUCAUCCUCUGCACCCAACCCCAGCGCCACUUCCACACCCAGACCUGCUUCUGUCUCCUCAUCCAAAAUGAAGUCCUCUUCAGAUCAUCAGAACAGCCCCAGGACAAGCCUCAGCUCCGGACUGUCUUCCAGCCCCAUUGCCAGGUUGACAACUGGCAAAUCCAGCUCUUCUCUGACACCUAGAUCAUCCUCUUCAUUGCCACCUACUACCACCCCCAAGCCCAAACUGAAGAUCCCAUCAGACGAGAUGUCCUCCAGACCCAUCUCUAGGCCCAAGCCCAUAUCUGGACAAAGAAAGUCCUUGUCUGCAGAGCUUCUCGUCAAGCUGGACCAUGAAGGCGUCACGUCCCCGAAGACUAAAAAGACCAAGGCUUUAAUGUUGCUGGAGGGGCGAGGCAUCAGGCGAGACCACACCCCUAUUACUACUUCCACACCCAAUCAGAAGCUGCCGAAGGCAAAAAUGAGAGGUCCUGAGAGGGCAGCCAGUCUACCUGAGAGGGAGUCUGCCUACAAGACCCCAAUCCUGGCUAAGGACAAGCUGGAGAGUCGUGGGCGGGAAGGUAGAGGACAGGACAUGGACACUAGAAAUGAUAAGGCUAAAAAAGAGGAGCAAAAGGAGCUAAACAAGAGGGAGGAGAGGAAGAUGAAAGAGGAAUCCCAGAGCAGCAGCAGCUCCGAGUCGGAAGAAGAAGGGGAAAAUGGGAAGGUGAAGAAGAAGACGAAAUGCACUUCUAGCUGCUCCUCCUCAUCUUCAUCGUGCUCUGGUUCCUCCUCGUCUUCGUCAUCAUCCUCAUCAUCGUCAUCAUCGACCGAUGACUCUUCCUGCAGUUCAGAUGACGAGAGGCCCCUUACCCCUCCACCUGGCCCCAUCCAGAAAAGUCCAACUCUGGACAAACCUAAAGAAGAGGUGAAAGAGGAGGAGAAAGAGGUGAAGGAGGUGGAAAUUAAAGUAGAGGAGGAAGAAUUAUCCCCUCACUCAGACUCUCCUUCCCCAUCAUCUCCUCCAGUCACCACUGCUCCUGCUCCCAGUAAACCAGCUAAACCCACCACCGGAAAGGGCUCUGGACAGAGGGGCCGUCCUCCGAAACCAAAACCAAGCAGGGGAGAGGGGAAAGCAGGGAGGCCCAAGAGGAGAGAGGGAGUCUACCUCCCCACGACUAAGGAGCUGGCUAAACGUCAGAGGCUUCCCAGCGUGGAGAACAGGCCCAAGAUUUCUGCUUUCCUUCCAGCCAGACAGCUGUGGAAGUGGUUUGGUAAACCCACUCAGAGACGCGGCAUGAAGGGAAAAGCUAAGAAACUCUUCUACAAGGCCAUCACGCGUGGUCGAGAGAUGAUACGCAUCGGGGACUGCGCCGUGUUUCUGUCCGCCGGACGGCCCAACUUGCCCUUCAUCGGACGCAUCCAGAGCAUGUGGGAGUCCUGGGGCAGCAACAUGGUGGUCCGGGUCAACUGGUUCUACCAUCCAGAGGAGACGAACCCUGGCAAGAAACUCACCGAUAAGAAGAACUGGGACCAGAUGUGUGGUCAGUCUUUACCAGCAGCUCUGCACUCUUCUAUCCAAAGGAAGGACUUUAUGGAGCGGGCCCUGUACCAGUCAUCUCAUAGCGACGAGAAUGACGUGCAGACCAUCAGUCACAAGUGUCUGGUGCUGAGCGUGGAGGAGUAUGAGCAGAUGAUCCACACUCGCCGCUACGCCGACAGUGAGGACCUCUACUACCUGGCCGGCACUUACGAGCCCACGACCGGAAUGAUCUUCAACACUGAUGGCGUUCCGGUCAUCUGCUAGACGAACUACUGAAAAAAAAUCAUGACACGACCUCCCGAGGAAUUCGGCCCAAUCCAUGGUCUGAUCACUGAUGUUAAGUUUUUGAAUUAGAACCUUGACUCCAUCAACUGAACUGCUCACAUACCAUGAUACACUUCAGAGAGAGACCGUUGAGGACAGCUCUAACUACGGAGACGGGAGACACUACAGACAGUAUUAAAAAAAGAACCGGUCUCCUGAAGCAUUUGCACACACAGAAUUCAUUAUCCCACUCUAUUCAUGGGGAAAAUGCAUGGAUACUUCCUACUGCGUGUAAAUAUCUCCCCUGCAGAACCAGACACGUGCACAAACACAAUGUAAAUACUUACUCUUAUGUAAGAGACACAGGUAUCUAGAGGAAAAUCUAAGUGUUUUAUUUUUUCGUGAUAGAUUUAUGUCAGAGUACUUUUUUUCUGAAGAGGUUAACAGUAAAGAAGCUUUAACGAACUGUGAAUGACGAAACAGGAAGGGCACAUGCCUGUUCGCCCUACAGGGGGAAAGCUGGUGUGAUGUUGUGAUUAUGAUGUUGCUGUGGUGAUGUUACAGUCCUGUUACAGUCAUAUAAAUGUGUGUACAGAACAGCCGGAGCAACAGAAGCAAAGAAAGAAAUGCACAGAAAGAUUGAGGUAGACUCAUCGAAAUCAAACAGAAAGCACUUAGAAACACUUAAAGUGUACUUUCGUGUUAUUUAACCCCUGCAAUCCCCUCCCUCCUGACAAUUGGAACUCAGGACAAAGUGUCCCUGCAUGGUUGAAAUUUGACUCCCUCGUUAACUCAGGCUAAAGAGAAAGGUAAGAAAUGUUGUAUCUUUGAAAGCACUUCUCCGUUUAAAGGACAAAUACACACCGAAACACACUAUGAAAGAAAACCAGCGGCGGGCUGAGGAUCUUCUGUCAUAUUUGCCCAUUUUGCACCUCCGUUCAGCAACACUUUUCUGCACAGCCACGAGAUAGUAGACAUGGGCCGGUAUCAGAUUCUCCUGGUUUAACCUUGAGUAAAAAUACCAAGGUUUCACUUUAUUUACCCAAAAAUAUAAGCAAAAAUGUAAAUAACAUGAUCUUAACUGCUUUUAUUUAAAACAGAAAAGCAGCAAUUAUUCCAGCUGUUGCUAAAAUAGUAUAAUAUAUUUACUUACAUAUAGUAUAACGUUUUCUGUGACAUCGAUUAUUUUAAUUUUGAGACAUAGAUUUAAGCCAAAGUAUAGUAUAAUUGUACUUGUAGAGUAACACAAGUAUAAGUAGCUGAAAUUAGCUGGUUAAUAAGUCUGACUGUUUGGGGCGCUAGCCUGCAGUCUGCUGCUUUACAGAACUAGUUUGCCAACUGCAGCAUGGCCUUAUUAAGAGUGAUGGUGACACUCCUUUAGUUUCCACACCAGGACAUCUUUUCAUUAUAGGAAAUAUUGCCAAGCAGCUGAAUUUGUCUGGAUGUCUGGAAAUUAUUUAGUCGUAGGAAAGGAUACAGCAGGAAUGUUAGCCGUUUUAAAGUUUUAAAACGGCUUUAGGCCUGUGCAUGUUUUGGUAAUUAGAUCCUCAUUUAAAAAAACUUUGAAUAAAAAUGAAAAACAAGACGUAAUUAGAUUUUUGUUUUAAAAUGUGAAAAUAAUUACUACAUUGAAUUUUUUUUUCACAUUUCUUUUCCUACUUGAAAGUGUUCUGCUUUCUGCAUUUUUCCAACAUAAAACCGAUAUACAGUCAUUACAAUCUGUUAGAAUAUUAUUGAAAAGUUAAUUUAUUUCAGUAACUCCAUCACUAAAUGAAACACACAAAGGUUAAUUACACAGACGUUUUCAGGUCUUUCUUUAAAUGAAAUAAAGGAAAUUUAAUAUUUAGUGCUUUAAAACAAAAAUCAAGUAACUUUUUGUAUUCCUUAUUUAUCAUGAAGAAAUCCUACUUCCAAACCAUAUACGGCCUCCUUGAUACUGGUAGCCGGCCAAUGCCUACAGGAUGGGGUUGCCUAGAGGCUCUGUCAAAGAAUUUAAUUUUUUCUUUUUCAUGGAAAACAGGACAACCUCCUGAUCUCAACGUAUGUGUGGGAUCAGGAAUCCUAUUCAAUGGGAAUAUUUUUGUUUAAUGGUCAUAAACACUGCAGUCAGUCCAAGAUUCAUCAAGGUCAUGGUGCUGAUAUUCACCACGCAGCUGUUGAAACUGAUUCGAUCAGCAUAAUUCAAUUUUGAACACUCAUUUUUCACAGCUUGGCAUCCUUCAUCCUCUCGUUUUGUCUGCAACCUUCAAAUGUCCUGUUUGUUUAGUGUUUUCUUUCCUUCUUUCUUUUUGAAAAUUCAGCUUCUGCUGUUUUGUUGGAGUUUCUUUGCCCUUUUUUAAUCACACGCUUCCCUCCAAACAAUCACCGUUUGCACACGAGUGCACUUUGAAUAAGGAGACUCUGAGGGGUUGUAUUGUGUCUUCCUCGAGUAUUUCCUCCCUCCGGUUACUCCCCCCACCUUUACCUAAUGAUGCAGGUAAACAAACGAGUGCAGCCCCGUCCAUCAUAACACAUUCUGUUUGCUGGUUUCAUUUAGCUGCCACUGAGUUUUUUUCUAUGUGCCUCAUUCAAGGUUGUUUUUUUCUGUUGUUUUUUCAGUAAGACUGUUGAAUGUUGUGCUCAGGAUUGUGAGUGCUUUACGCGGCCUUACUUUCCCAGGCCUUAAAAUGAUGUUUUGCCAAACUCUUUUUGUCUCCCUUCAGUGUGCACAAUCUUCAAAGGAAUGAUCCUGUUUUUUUCGCAGUCUUUUGCCUUCUUUAUUAUACCGUUUUCUAAAGAGUAUCAGAUAUGUCCGUGAAUAUGUGCAGUGUGUUACUGUAUGUACCUGCGUUGGUCUUUCUUUACUGGGCAUGGGCUGGUGUUAGAUUGUCACGGUAUGGUAAACUGUCGUAGAAAUACCACGGUAUCAAUUCUUAAUAGAAUUGAAAAACAAAAUGUUUAACCCGUAUUUGGAAAACAGAAGCAAAAAUUAGUCAGCCAAAUUUGUCUUUGCCGUAAGCGAGAAAAAAGUGUAGGCGUUUUCUUUCGGCCAGCUGACCAGCAGUGCAUGGUAAUAGGCAGAGCUGUGAUGAUAAGGCUGCUUUAGUUUCUAAACAGCUAAUUGUAUUUUUGGUGACUGGAAAUAUUUCCAAACAGCCAAAAGUUGUUGCCUUCUUUCAGCCAGCUGACCGUCGGUGGGCAACUCAAUGCUACUUACAGUCACACUGGCACUUCUCUCAUUUAAAGACUUUAAACCAUAAGUAUGAACCUUAACUUUAUAAAACCUUUGUAUACCUUGUUACCGUGAACCAACCCAUGCCUACUCUUUACUUUCUCUCUGCACUGUGGCAGAGUUAGAAGACUGUCUUGUUGAUAUUCAAUACUUUUUAAUAUUUUCUACUUUCUCUUGAGACUUUCUCUACAUUUGUCUUUUUUUAUGUGCCGUUGCUGGCUGCAGAAUGCUUAGAUGAGGAUUUAGAGGAAGAACCAACAUGUUUUUAUCUUCCUAUUAAACCAAGCAUUUCAGUGCACAUUUACAGAUAAUCCAGACAUGACGGCCUCCCAGUAAAGUUUUUUUUUUUUACACGUGCUGCUAAUCUGAUCGUAUUUAAAAUGGUUUAAACCAGGUACAGAGUGAUUCUAUUUACUGUUUUUAUUUUUAACUUUCUAGAAAAAAAGUGAUCUGCUAAAGCCCCCGUUUUCCUGAUUAUGCUGCUCUUAAGUCUGUUUGAGUGACAGGCGCCGCAGAUGGAUCUCGGUUUGGUAUCUGAGCACUGCAGAUUCACAAGUCGUACCGGCAUUUGCAGAGUGAAAAAGUUUAAAGUGCCCGUAAUGAAUGUUUUUUACCCCUGGAGCUGAUGAAGCACUUUUCUCUGUAUGUCUGUGUGUGUGUGAGGAGUCUGAUAAGACAUCAGUCUUAUCUCCUGAUAACACACACACACACCUACACACCCUGAAAGCCCCUUUUACAGGUGUGUGUUCUUGCCUUCCAGUCUCUUACUUUGCCCCCUCAUCUCCCUUCAAAGCCCAGUCUUCAGCCUAAACAGGGUUUGACACUUACAUAUUUUUACUCUCCACUACGCUUUGAUUAUUUUGCUUUAAGACCCUGAUUUUGUAUAUGUUAUCAUGUUUUAGAAUGGUUUUUUUUAUCUAGUUUUUUUUUUUUUUUGCUGGGCUGCUUUCAGCAUUUUUCUAAAUGUUAUUUUUGUCAUUUAUAGUUUGUUUUUUUUCUUCCCUUUUGCUUCCCCUUUCUGAACAAUCGUCCAUGCCUCUUAAGCAAUACUGCUGACAGGCACUGGGAGCUAGCUGCUAGAAAGAGAGAGAGAAAUGGAAGAGCAAGCAAACACGUGUAUGAAAGAGAGAGAGAGAGAGGUGGACUGGAGGCUGGUUCUUCGUCUGCUGUUCCUUCAGUAUCGUUAUUGUCCUGUUACAGGAGAAAAAAAUAUUUUGAGAAUAAACAGAAGAAUCAUCUAAGUUUUGUAAAUGAUCCUUCGCUGUCGGGGGAAGAAAACUAUCAGAAUAUACUUUGUCUAAUCUUGUAAAAAUGCAAAAUGAAUACAUUUUAGAGAGAAAUCUGAAGCUACAUAUAUACUGUCACCCUAUACUAAAUGUGUAAGGAACUCUGUUUUUGGCUUUCUUUUACAGACGGCAACAACGUUUAUCAGUGUUUCUUUAAAAUUGUUUUAGUAGGUAAAUAUUUUAUAGUUAAUCAAUAAACAGAUGGAACUGUA
Molecule: messenger RNA, 13952 nt
Organism: Girardinichthys multiradiatus
Lineage: Eukaryota; Metazoa; Chordata; Actinopteri; Cyprinodontiformes; Goodeidae
Product: trinucleotide repeat-containing gene 18 protein-like
Exons: 30
Coding region: 283-9243 (2986 amino acids)
Molecular function (GO): chromatin binding
Source: RefSeq, a predicted model, not a curated record